UGCUGGGCUUCAGUGAUGUUGGCCAAUGGAAAAGAACAGGUGAUCAAGUCCUGUGUGUCUCUGCCAGAACUGAAUGCUCAAGUCUUCUGUCAUAGUUCCAACAACGUUACCAAAACGGAAUGCUGCUUCACAGACUUUUGCAACAACAUAACGCUGCACCUUCCAACAGCAUCUCCAAAUGCCCCCAAACUCGGACCCAUGGAGCUGACCGUUGUCAUUACUGUGCCAGCUUGCCUCCUGUCCAUGGCAGCGGUGCUGACAAUCUGGGCAUGCCAAGGUCGACUGUGCACAAACAGGAAGAAAAAGAGACAGAAUGUGGAGGAGCCCCUCUCUGAGUGCAAUCUGGUAAAUGCUGGAAAAACUCUAAAAGAUCUGAUUUACGAUGUGACUGCCUCUGGAUCUGGCUCUGGUCUACCUCUGUUGGUUCAAAGAACAAUUGCAAGGACGAUCGUACUUCAGGAGAUAGUGGGAAAAGGUAGAUUUGGUGAGGUCUGGCAUGGAAGAUGGUGUGGGGAAGAUGUGGCUGUAAAAAUCUUCUCCUCCAGAGAUGAGAGAUCUUGGUUUCGGGAGGCAGAAAUUUAUCAGACGGUCAUGCUGAGACAUGAAAACAUACUUGGUUUCAUUGCUGCUGAUAACAAAGAUAAUGGAACUUGGACUCAACUUUGGCUUGUCUCCGAAUAUCAUGAACUGGGUUCCUUAUAUGACUAUUUGAAUAGAAAUAUAGUGACCGUGGCUGGCAUGAUCAAACUGGCCCUUUCGAUAGCUAGUGGUCUGGCCCACCUACAUAUGGAGAUUGUUGGUACACAAGGUAAACCUGCUAUUGCUCAUCGAGAUAUAAAAUCAAAGAAUAUCUUAGUGAAAAAAUGUGAAACUUGUGCAAUAGCAGAUUUGGGGCUGGCUGUGAAGCAUGAUUCAGUACUGAACACGAUUGACAUACCUCAGAAUCCUAAAGUGGGAACCAAAAGGUAUAUGGCUCCUGAAAUGCUUGAUGAUACAAUGAAUGUGAAUAUCUUUGAGUCCUUCAAACGAGCCGACAUCUAUUCUGUUGGUCUGGUUUAUUGGGAAAUAGCCCGAAGGUGUUCAGUUGGAGGAAUUGUUGAGGAGUACCAGUUGCCUUACUAUGACAUGGUGCCUUCAGAUCCCUCAAUAGAAGAAAUGAGGAAGGUUGUUUGUGACCAGAAGUUUCGACCAAGUAUCCCAAACCAGUGGCAAAGCUGUGAAGCACUCCGAGUCAUGGGGAGAAUAAUGCGGGAGUGUUGGUAUGCCAAUGGGGCAGCCCGCCUAACGGCCCUUCGUAUUAAGAAGACUAUCUCUCAACUUUGUGUCAAAGAAGACUGCAAAGCCUAA
This is a messenger RNA of Neomonachus schauinslandi (Hawaiian monk seal), 1347 nucleotides long. It is a transcript of the gene ACVR1C, whose product is annotated as activin A receptor type 1C. The record is from RefSeq and is a predicted model, not a curated record. Gene Ontology annotation, molecular function: ATP binding; activin receptor activity, type I. Lineage: Eukaryota; Metazoa; Chordata; Mammalia; Carnivora; Phocidae. Bases 16 to 1347 code for a protein of 443 amino acids. Gene Ontology annotation, biological process: protein phosphorylation; nervous system development; cellular response to growth factor stimulus. Gene Ontology annotation, cellular component: plasma membrane; activin receptor complex. The transcript is spliced from 8 exons.